CGAAGAGUACCGUACGAGAUCGAGAGUCAUAUCAAAAUUUGGAAGUCGACUUCUGUUUCCUAAAUCUGCUCUUGUCUGAAGACAGGAUGAAACGCGUAGGCAACGAUCAGAUCCAGUCUGCGGUACUCCAAUAUUUGAAAAGAAGGCAAUACAUUGACAUCAACAGUGAGAGUGUAAACCGGAAAAACCUGAAACUGACGGACUCCUUGAGAGAGAUGGCGUCUCAGUCAUCGCGGAAGAAGGAGAUGGGAGCAGUUAACUCUGUCUCUUGUAAUUCAUGUGAUCAGGAACCUGACGUUUUUGAGCAGCAGUUUGCCAGAUUUAGGCUCUUCAUUGAAAAUUCAGUGGAAGAGUAUAAGCCGGACCUCCUAUACUUGCUGUACCCUACGUUUGCUCACCUGUAUUUGCAGAUGAUAUCUGAUGGACAUCGACUCAAUGCCCACAGCCUCUACACAAAGCACAAAGGAUGCACUCAGUAUCAAGACAGUCAAGAUGCCAAGGAGUUGAUGGAGAGACUGAGUAGCGUGCAUCACAGUAUGGAUCUUAUCAGCGACCCUCAACUCUCAGCAUUCAGGGAGAGUAAAUGUGUGGUGGAGCUUGGAGAUGAAGCCCUCCAGUAUCUCUUGCGUUUCCUCCAGAGUCGAGAUAACUCUGUUCUACUCAGCAUCAUCAAUGUGCACAUUGAUAUCAAAGUUCGAUACUCGUUGUCCACAUCCUUGCAAGAAGCCGGUGAAGAGUACCCACAGCCAUCCUCCUCCUCCUCUUCCUCCUCCUCCUUGUCUUCAUCACUGCCGUCUGCUCCAAAGCAAACUGGCGAUGUGUCUAUGAAGGAAGAUGAUAAGAGAGAGGUCGAGAGGGAGGCCUUUCUUACUCAGCUGCGAGCAACCAUUGAUAAGGUCCAGAGGGGACCACCCCCUGUGCCUUCCGUCAUCUUGUAUAGUGUCCUCAAUGCCUACCAAGGACUGAGUUCUGUGAGUUUCUCUGAUGAUUCCCAGAUGUUAGCCGGUGGGUUCGAGGAUUCGGCCGUCAGGGUGUGGAGUCUCACCUCUAAGAAACUCAAAACCGAAUCCCACGAUGCUGAUGUGAGUCGUGUCCGCUUGGCUGGCGAUUGUCUACAUAAGGAUGUCAUAGAGGAUAGCCUUGGUUCUGAGUGUAAGGUCAUGAGAGGUCACAGUGAUACUGUAUAUAGUAACUGCUUCAUACCCAAUGCUCCUCUGCUCUUAUCAGCAUCAGGGGAUGCUACAGUGCGAGCGUGGAGCAUGGACACCUUCUCCAACGUGGCCGUGUACAGGGGGCACAAGUACCCUAUCUGGGACCUUGACGUGAGCCUGUUUGGGGUCUACUUCUGCACCGCCUCCAAGGACCAGACGGCCCGGCUCUGGAGCCCAGAGAGGACCUAUCCUGUCAGGGUACUCUCAGGUCAUCUCAUGGAUGUAGAUUGUGUCAAAUUCCAUCCUAACUGCAAGUAUAUAGCGACAGGCUCGAAUGAUAAGACCAUUCGACUGUGGGAUAUUACACAAGGAAAGUCUGUGCGCUUAUUGACAGGACACAAGAGUUCAGUGUUGUGCAUAGCAUUUGCUCCAAAUGGGAAGUACCUUGCAUCUGCUGGUGAAGAUCGUAGGGUUCGUGUUUGGGACUUGGCAACAGGAGGUUUGAUGAAGGAGUUGAGAGGACACACAGACACUGUUUAUUCACUAGCAUUCAACCCCGAUAGCUCUAUGCUAGCUUCCGGUGGGGCUGAUUGCACCAUAAGGUUAUGGGAUAUCAGGCAAGGCGUUAAGCACACAGUACCUGAAAGCGGUGGACAUUCUGGAGAGCAAAUGGCAUCCAUCUCUUCCAGACAGACUCACAUUCACAAACUCUCCUUCUCCAAGUGCAACCUCCUACUUGCUGGUGGAGGUAUUGCCAUGGCAACCUGAAGAAUGAAUGAUGCUGGUUGGUUACUCCAGCAACAACUCACAUCUUUCUUCCAAGUUUAAUCUUUGGCUCGCUUGUGGAGGUAUUGCCAUGGCGACCUGAAGAAUGAUGCUGGUGACUCCAGCAACAACAACUCGCAUCUUUCUUCCAAGUUUCAUCUUUGGCUCGCUGGUGGAGGUAUUGCCAUGGCAACCUGAAGAUUGAUGCUGGUUACUCCAGCAACAACAACUCGCAUCUUUCUUCCAAGUUUCAUCUUUGGUUCGCUGGUGGAGGUAUUGCCAUGGCGGCCUGAUUAUGAAUGAUGCUGGUACUGACUCCAGCAACUACUCGGAUCCUUCUUCCAAGUUUCAUCUUUGGCUUGCUGGCUCGCUGUUGGACGAAGAAGCAGGAUUCUGAUGAAGUAUCACGCAUUCCAAAACUUUGUCCCAAACUUCUACAGUCAAAUCUGUCUAUAGCGACCACCCAAGGGAAACACAAAAAGUGGUCUUUGUAGACAGGUUCCUUUAGUUCAUGUUUCAAUAAGAAACCAUUUUCAAGGAAAAAAAAACAUUUGGUCUUUAAAGACAGGUGGUCUUUGUAGACAGCUGGUCACUAAAGCAGGUUUGACUGUACUUGCAUGUAGAGGAAUUGCUAGUAGCUUCUUUGAGUAUGAACCUGGUUACACCAAUAACAACUUAUAUCCAUCAAUCUUCUAAGUUUUAUUUACAUCUUACUCAACAAGGUAGUUGCAGGAUUGUGAUUAAACAUGAAACCUUCAGAAACUUUUGUCACGGACGUCUUGUUUGCUGGUGGAGGAAUUGCCAUAGCAACUAUAACUCUGAAAGCUGGUAACUCGAGCAGCAACUCCCAUCAAUUGAUAUUCUAAGUUUCAUUUCCAUCUUGUCAAGAAGGAUGCUGCAGGAUUUUGAUUAAAGGGAUUGGGUAACUUUGUCUCAGAUUCUGAAACAAAAUCCUGGAUUUAGCUCAUGCUGCAAUGAUUAUUAUAAACCUUCGGGUCAU
Strongylocentrotus purpuratus (purple sea urchin) is the source of this 2916-nucleotide messenger RNA. RefSeq names its product TAF5-like RNA polymerase II p300/CBP-associated factor-associated factor 65 kDa subunit 5L (gene taf5l). The record is from RefSeq and is a predicted model, not a curated record. Gene Ontology annotation, biological process: transcription initiation at RNA polymerase II promoter. The coding region runs from base 87 to 1919 and encodes 610 amino acids. Gene Ontology annotation, cellular component: transcription factor TFIID complex. The transcript is spliced from 15 exons. Gene Ontology annotation, molecular function: protein binding; RNA polymerase II general transcription initiation factor activity. NCBI's taxonomy places the organism in Eukaryota, Metazoa, Echinodermata, Echinoidea, Camarodonta, Strongylocentrotidae.